Molecule: messenger RNA, 962 nt
Organism: Rotaria socialis
Lineage: Eukaryota; Metazoa; Rotifera; Eurotatoria; Philodinida; Philodinidae
Source: the annotation of a GenBank genome assembly
UAUUUUUAGAACCUGAUGUUGGAAUGCCAGAGUAUCUUGCACAACACUAUUUUAAACAAGUUGUGGCCGGAAUGGUGAGAAAUGAUUUUAAAAAAAUACGAAAAGAAAUAAUUUACUAGAACAUAUUUUUGGGUUAUCUUCACAGUCUUGGUGCUGCACAUCGAGGUUCGAUAAGAAACUGCUUAUCGUUUUUUUUCUAUAUGUAUUUUUCUUGCUCAAUUAGAUCUUUAAACCUGAAAACCUUCUCAUAUCUAAUAAUAGUAAGAUGAAAAAUUGAUUUUUUAGUUUUUAGACGCGCUCAAGAUUUGUGACUUCGGUUUAGCUACACUUUUUCGUAGGCAGACUACAAAAGAGGAACGAAAACUAACUACGUAAUGUGGCACAACAUCAUAUUCAUCUCCAAAGGUAAUUAUCUCGCUCGAUUUAUCUAAUUUUGCUUUUAAUGAUUUCCGAUCGUGCAUUCGUUAAUUUCUCGAAAAACAAAAGAAACAGUAUACAAAGAAUUGCAUGAGAAAUAUUUAUUUGUCGAAGUAAAGAUUACUAUAAAUCACUAUAAGUGUAAUAAUUUAUUCGAUAGAGAUACAUACUUGUCGACUAUACUAUUUUCUACAGGAAGUGCGAUGCCAUCGAAUGGCUUGCAUAUUUUAUAUCUACUAAAGCGAACGGCGUUUUGAUUAAUAUGCAUACAAUGACCUAAUCGACUGUUUUCAAUAGAUUAGUCCACUGCCCAAGGCGUAAUCAAUCAGGAAAUACUUGAUUGAAAAGCAUCAAAUAUAAAUAAGAUAAUCUCGAUGACUACCUUAUGCUAUCAAUGGAUUAUUUCUAAUAAUGUUUUGUUUUAGGUAUGGGCGAAAACACCGUAUCGAGGUGAACCAGUGGAUGUAUGGUCGUGUGGUGUUAUUUUAACUGCAAUGCUUACUGGAGAAUUGCCAUGGGAUCAACCGUCUUAUCCAAACUCCUGA